AAGAGCGGGGGUGGUGGCGGCGCCACGUCCGCUGCGGCGGCGGCGGGAGAGGGUUCAGUUGGGCCUCGUGAAGGCUCCCGGUGACCAUGGCCUUUACCCUGUAUUCACUACUUCAGGCAGCCCUGCUGUGUGUCAACGCCAUCGCCGUGCUGCACGAGGAGCGCUUCCUUAAAAACAUUGGCUGGGGAACGGACCAGGGAAUUGGUGGAUUCGGAGAGGAACCAGGAAUUAAAUCUCAGCUAAUGAACCUGAUUCGAUCUGUAAGAACUGUAAUGCGAGUGCCAUUGAUAAUAGUAAACUCAGUUGCUAUCGUACUGCUUUUAUUAUUUGGGUGAACAACAAUGGGAGAAAUGGAGACCCA
Urocitellus parryii (Arctic ground squirrel) is the source of this 361-nucleotide messenger RNA. It is a transcript of the gene Ier3ip1, whose product is annotated as immediate early response 3 interacting protein 1. Gene Ontology annotation, cellular component: endoplasmic reticulum membrane; COPII-coated ER to Golgi transport vesicle; Golgi membrane. The record is from RefSeq and is a predicted model, not a curated record. Gene Ontology annotation, biological process: endoplasmic reticulum to Golgi vesicle-mediated transport. Lineage: Eukaryota; Metazoa; Chordata; Mammalia; Rodentia; Sciuridae.